AUGGGUGGUGUGGUGAUUGUGGUUCUGGUGCUGGCGUAUCUCGCCUGGGUUGCCGGUUCGCAACCCCAGCUGGCGUGGAGUAUGUUUGGUGCGCUUGCUGCGCUUGCGUUGGUCGGCCUAUGGGAUGAUCUCGCUGGUUUGAGUGCACGACUGCGUUUGCUGGUCCACGCAGGGGCCGCCUCUCUGGCCUUAUGGGGGCUGCAGCUUGACCUUGCCUGGUUAUGGCUGGCCUGUAUCUGGCUGGGCUUGAUGUGGUUCAUCAACCUGUACAAUUUUAUGGAUGGCAUAGAUGGCCUGGCGGCCUGCCAGGCACUGGUGUUCUGCCUGGGCAUACAGUGGCUCGCUGUAGGUGUGCCUGGCUGGAGUGGUGAUUUACUGUGGCUGCUGGGUGGCGUGACGCUGGCAUUCUGUGGGUUUAACUGGCCGCCGGCGAAAAUAUUCAUGGGUGACGUGGGUAGCGGCUUUCUGGGCCUGCUCCUGGGCGUGGUUGCACUCUAUGUCUGGCAGAGUUUUGCAGUGCCGCUGGUCGCGAGUUUGAUACUUCUGGCCGUUUUCUGGUUUGACGCCACCUAUACCCUCUGUGUGAGAAUAGCUACGCAACAGGAGUUCACGCAGGCGCAUCGAUCACAUAUGUAUCAGCAGCUUGCGCAGCGUCAGGGCCAUUUAUGGACGACAUCCGCCUUUCUGAUUUUUUCUCUGUGCUGGCUGCUGCCGAUGGCCUGGCUGGCAGUGGAAUUUGCCGACACGUUGUUGUCUCAGGCCAUCGCGGUCAUCACUGACGCGGUGAUGCUGCCGGUUGCCCUGUGGAGCGCCUUUGCUCUGCGCCUGGGGGAAUGGAACCCACAAGUUGUUUCCUAUUGGCCGGCGUUUGUGGUCUGUGUCUGUGUUGCGAUACCGGUGUUUGGCCGCUUGGGUCUAUAUCGUCAGGUCAUCAGAUAUAUGGGCAAUCACGCCAUGGUUGCCGUUGGCGUGGGUACCUUUCUGGCGGCGCUGGCAGUAGCCGUUGUGCCGUUUAUGUUGCAGCUGAAAGGGUUUCCACGCUCUGUGCCGGCCAUUUUCUGGCUGCUGGCGCUGGUUUAUGUGAGUGGCUCGCGUUUUGCGGUGCGCGCGUUUAUUCAACGCCAGGGUAAAGGGCCUGCGCGUCAGCCGGUCAUUAUUUAUGGGGCAGGCAGCAAUGGUGUUGAGUUGUCUCGACUGCUUAAACAGCAGGGUGAGUAUCAGGCGAUCGCCUUCCUGGAUGACAACCGCAAACUGCAACGCAGUUCGAUUGAUGGCGUUUACGUAUACGCGCCCAAGGAUCUGACCCAGCUGUUGCGCGAUACCAAGGCGCGGCAGGUUUUUGUGGCCAUCACCCAGGAUUCUAAAAUACGCCGGGACAUUUUGGAUUUUCUGUCUGAAUUUUCUAUCCGUGUGCGUUUGAUUCCUGACAUCGCGGAUCUCGUCAAUGGUCGAGAAUCGCUGGCUAACCUGCGCGACGUUGGCAUAGAAGAUCUGUUGGGUCGCACUGAAGUCGAAGGUUUACCACACCUGUUAUCAAAAUCAGUGGCGGGUAAAGCCGUGUUGGUCACCGGGGCGGGGGGGUCCAUCGGGUCCGAGUUAUGCCGCCAGAUAUUACAUCAGCAACCCCAGCUGCUGGUCUUGCUCGAUCAGUCUGAGUACGGGCUUUACGAAAUUCAACGCGAGCUGACAGGGCUUGUGUUGCAGGUUGAGAAUCCGCCAACCCUCGUCGCCGUAUUGGGUUCUGUGACGAACAAUGCCCUGUUAAAGCGAGUCUUUGAGCAAUACCAGAUUGAAACGGUAUACCAUGCGGCGGCAUAUAAACACGUCAGUCUGGUGGAAAACAAUGUUAUCCAAGGCUUGAAAAACAACACUUUCGGCACGUUGUACUGUGCCCAGGCGGCAAUGGAUGCCGGCGUUAAUCACUUUAUACUCAUUUCUACCGACAAAGCGGUGCGCACUUCUUCAGUCAUGGGUGCCAGCAAACGCCUUGCAGAGAUGGUUUUGCAGGCCUUGCAGUCUCACAGUAGCCACACGUGCUUCUCCAUGGUGCGAUUUGGUAACGUAUUGGGCUCCUCGGGUUCUGUGGUACCUCUGUUCAGCGAACAGAUCGACAAAGGUGGUCCGUUAACGGUGACUCAUCCUGAUGUCACCCGUUAUUUCAUGUCGAUUCCGGAGGCCGCUCAGUUGGUAUUGCAGGCUGCAAGCAUGUCCGAAGGCGGUGAUAUCUUCCUGUUGGACAUGGGCUCACCAGUCAAAAUACUGGACCUUGCCCACCGGAUGGUGCAUCUCAAAGGCUAUUCGAUAAAAAACGAAGAGAAUCCUGAAGGCGAUAUUGAGAUUCAAUUUACCGGCUUGAAGCCCGGUGAAAAACUGCAUGAGGAAUUGCUGGUCAGUGGUGAUGUGGUGGGCACUGCUCAUCGUAAAAUCAUGCGUGCUCAGGAAGGUCAUCCACCCUGGACUGAACUUCGCGGCGCAUUAAAUACGUUAGAACAGGCUUGUGAUACCUAUGACUAUGAUGCGGUGAAAACUUUCAUUGAGGGGUUGGUGGAAGGCGCAGAUCUUGAAUCUCAGCUGGGUGAUCUAACGCCGCGCGCCGCGGUUGUUGAAAUAAAACCUCGUGCUACGGACGAUCCUGCCAAAAAAACCUGA
Molecule: messenger RNA, 2649 nt
Organism: Symbiodinium pilosum
Lineage: Eukaryota; Dinophyceae; Suessiales; Symbiodiniaceae
Source: the annotation of a GenBank genome assembly